UAUGAGUUUCCGUUUCAUAGUCUAAUCUUUUGUCCUCUGGCAGAGUGGGGUGAAGAGAAAGAAAUCCCUAGGAUUGGUAAGGAAAAAAGAUAUCAGAAACCAGCACAAAUAAACUAAGAGAAGGAGCGAGAACUCAAGUUUUCAAUGAAGCAGCUUUCUGAACAGCUCUAAAAGAUUUCUGCUACUGAAUUUACAGUCAAGGUGACACUAUGGACAUGGCCCCAUUGAAUCACAUGCCAGAACCCUUGUGCCUCAUCGAGAACACUAAUGGGCGACUGCUGGUUAAUCCGAAAGCCCUGAAGAUCCUGUCUGCCAUCAGGCAGCCCGUUGUGGUGGUGGCUAUCGUGGGCCCCUACCGCACAGGCAAGUCCUACCUGAUGAACAAGCUGGCUGGGGAGAAAAAGGGAUUCUCAGUUGGAUCUACAGUGCAGUGUAGCACGAAGGGCAUCUGGAUGUGGUGUGUGCCUCACCCCAAGAAACCAAACCACACCCUGGUUCUUCUUGACACUGAGGGACUCGGCGACGUAGAGAAGGGCGACAAGACAAAUGACACCCAUAUAUUUGUACUGGCACUACUAUUGAGUAGUACUUUUGUCUACAAUACCAUGAACAAAAUUGACCAUGGGGCUAUCAACCUCUUGCACUAUGUGACAGAACUGUCACAACUGCUCAGAAUAGAUACCUCACCUGCUCUUAACAGGGUAGAUGAUGCAGCUGACUUUGUGAGAGUCUGUCCAGACUUAGUGUGGACUUUGAGAGAUUUCUACCUUGACCUGGAAGCAAAUGGGCAACUCAUCACAGCAGAUGAAUACCUGGAGAAUUCACUGAGGCCAAAGCAAGGCACCAACCAACAUUUUCAGAAUUUUAAUCUGCCCCGUCUGUGUAUACAGAAAUUCUUUCCAGUAAAGAAAUGCUUUAUUUUUGACUUGCCCACUCACCAGAAGAAGCUUGCCCAGCUUGAGACACUGCAUAAUGAUGAUCUGGAUCCUAAGUUUGUACAACAAGUGGCAGAAUUCUGUUCCUACAUCUUUAGCUAUUCCAAGACUAAAACUCUUUCAGGAGGUAUCCAGGCCAGUGGAUCUCAUCUAAAGAACCUAGUGCAGACCUAUGUCAAUGCCAUCAACAGUGGGGAUCUGCCCUGCAUGGAAAGUGAAGUCCUGACCUUGGCCCAGAUUAAGAACUCGGCUGCAGUGCAAAAGGCCAUUGCCCAUUAUGACCAGCAGAUGGACCAGAAGUUGCAGCUGCCCACAGAAACCCGCCAGGAACUGCUGGACCUGCACAGGGCCAGUGAGAAAGAGGCCAUUGAAGUCUUCAUGAAGAACUCUUUCAAGGAUGAGGACCAAGGGUACCAGAAAAAAUUAGAGAUGCAGCUAGCAGCCAAACUGAAUGACUUUCAUAAACGAAACUCGGAGGCAUCACUGAAUCGUUGCUCAGCUUUACUUCAGGAUAUUUUUCAUCCUCUAGAAGAAAAUGUGAAGCAAGGGGUUUAUGCAAAACCUGGGGGGCAUUGUCUCUUCAUUCAGAAGAUAGAAGAGCUGAAGGAAAAGUACAAUCAGGAGCCCAGGAAAGGAAUACAGGCUGAGGAAGCUCUUCAGAAAUAUUUAGAGUCCAAGGAGUCUGUGAGUGUUAUGAUUUUGCAGACAGACCUUGCUCUCACAGCAAGCGAAAAGGAGAUCAAAGGUUUAAGAGAAGAGUUUAUGAAGGCUGCAGCACAAAGGUUGAUGCAAAGUCUAACGCAGCAUCAGCAAAUGAUGGAGCCAAGGAAGACAGUCCAUCAGGAACAAGUGAGACUAAUGGAGACAAACAGAGUAUACCAGGAGGCCCUGCAACAGAGGGCCAUGGAACGUCAGCUCCAGGAAGAGGUGAAAAGGCUCAAGGAGAGAUUCCAAGCUGAGAACAGACAACUUCUCAAUGAGCUCCAGAAUCUUCCGAGGAAUGACUCACCAGAUGUUACAUGCAUCUUACUCUAAAGAGCUGAACACUAGAAUUUCAUUUACUUAUUCAUUUUCACUGAAGAUGCAAAGGAACAAGAAACUAUAGAACUUGAUACAAUCAUCAUUUAAAUAAACUUCGAUAAUUAUA
Molecule: messenger RNA, 2082 nt
Organism: Dama dama (fallow deer)
Lineage: Eukaryota; Metazoa; Chordata; Mammalia; Artiodactyla; Cervidae
Product: guanylate-binding protein 5-like
Exons: 11
Coding region: 210-1970 (586 amino acids)
Molecular function (GO): GTP binding; GTPase activity
Source: RefSeq, a predicted model, not a curated record